AUGCCCGCCAAGCGGCGAAAGAAGCAAAAGAGCGAUAUACAGGUCAAGAAACGACGUACAGAUGGCAGAAGUGAUCCUGAAAGCUGUCCGUUUUGUUGUGGCACGCUAAAGCGGAUGGUGCUCAAGAAUUUCCUGUGUCACCCGAAAUUGGAUUUCAGCUUUGGCCCAAUGGUAAAUUUUAUUACGGGUCGAAACGGAACAGGCAAGAGCGCGGUCAUGGCCGGCAUGGUGGUCGGCCUCGGCGGCAGGGCGUCGGUGAUGAACCGUGGGCAAGCGCUGCGUUGCUACAUCAGGAACGGUUGUUCGAGUGCCACCAUUUCGAUCACGAUCGCCAACGCCGGCUCCGACGCGUUCAAGCCGGAUGUCUAUGGUGCCGAAAUCGUCGUCGAACGCAAAAUCUUCCUCACCGGAGCCAGCGCGUACCGACUCAUGUCCGCUGAUGGUACGUAUCCUGAUUAA
Messenger RNA from Soboliphyme baturini, 459 nucleotides. NCBI's taxonomy places the organism in Eukaryota, Metazoa, Nematoda, Enoplea, Dioctophymatida, Soboliphymatidae. The record is from the annotation of a GenBank genome assembly.